Molecule: messenger RNA, 1883 nt
Organism: Symbiodinium sp. CCMP2456
Lineage: Eukaryota; Dinophyceae; Suessiales; Symbiodiniaceae
Source: the annotation of a GenBank genome assembly
AUGGUCACGCGAUACCCAGACCCGCCCUCUGGCAACAUCACCGUGCAGAUGGCAAGUAACAGGAAGUAUGCCUCUUUGCUGGGCAAACUGAGACAAGACGAGAGCUUGCAACCUGACGCCGAUCUCAAAGUCUUCGAGGCAGAAGCUCUGAUGAUACUGCUCUGCACACCAGAUGAAUGGCACUUCUAUGAGUCAAGAGGAGACAGUGCACCUGCUGUAGCCAGGCCAGAGACUCUGGAAAGUACUAAGCUGCUUCAGGAAGCCCUGAUAGCAACGAACCAGACACAUCCGUAUGCGCAGCAUAUGUUGAUACAUAGCACGGAGAUGUCCAACAACGACGUCCAUGCUGCUCUCCCUGCAGCCCAUGAUCUGCUGGCAAACACUGCCAAAUUGCAGGAUCAGCACCUCCAGCACAUGACCAGCCACACCUACCUCCGCGCUGGCUACUACCACAAGGCCCUGAUGAGCAACAUCGUGGCUGUUGGUACCGACUCGACCUACUUCAAGAACGACUGGAUGCCCUAUGGUCCCGGUCACAACUCUGCCUUCCUCGUCGCUUGCGCCCUCUGGGCUGGUGACCGAGCUGCGGCUUACAAGUACGUCAAGGUAGUCCAGCAGGUUUUCGAGCGGGUCCCGGAGCAGGCCGACUUCCCAGAUGGGAGCAUGGCGUGGAACUACCCGAUGAUGGUAGCUCUCCGCUUCGGAGAUUUCGACCUCGUCGAGGGCUUGGAGAAGGCUAUUCCAGCAGGGUUUGCCAGCAAGUGGAUCUACGGAGGCCACCUGCUGAUGCACUACAGCCGUGCAGUGGCAGAGGCGCACCUGGGUCGCUUGGACCCGGCGCGGGAGCACCUGACCCAGCUUCGGCUGCUCAUGCCAACAAUCGUGGCGCAAAAUGCACAGUAUGGUAACCUUUCGAAGAUUGCGAACGACACCGCCUCCGCAGUUCUAGCGAUGGCUGAAGGUCAGACCGAGACAGCGUUGAAUGCCUUGGCACAUGCGGUGGGGGUUGAGAUGGCGAUGCCGUACAGUUUGCCUCCCAAUUGGUUGCUGCCCACGCGGGAGUGCUACGGCCACGCUUUGCUUGUGGCAGGGAGAGCCUCUCAGGCAGAGACAGUAUUUCGGGCCGCACUGCACGGCCAGUCCUUCCACGCCGAGCCUCAUUGUGGCUGGGCGCUCCUGGGCCUCCGACAAAGCCUUCAAGCCCAGGGCGGGCACGAGGAUGAGAUCAAGGCCUUGCGACGCGAGAUCCAAGCUGUUUGGAAAUGGUCUGAUGUGCCAUUGAGGACUCCGUGCGCACAGAUGGACAUUGGUCCGAUGAAGUCUUUGAUCGGGCAUUACUUUGCAGCUCUUGUGGAGUUCUGGCUCCGUGAGUGCCCUGCAUUGCGCAGCCGCCGUGUGCUGGCGCGCCAGCACGUCGACGUAGCCGAGCAGAGCAACCAGCUGAAGUUUCUGGCCGACUUGGACCCGGUGGUCAAAGAUGCCACCUAUGUCGUCAUGUGGCACGAAGGGUGGGGAAAAGUCAAGGGCGAGUCGUUUGAUGACUUCGACCUCGCCUGCAAGCGGUUUGAAGCCUUCGAGGGCGGGCGCUUCGCUGCUAUUCUGGUGGACGGCCGCUUUAGGGAGCUGCGCUACUAUGGGACCCGAGGUGAUGUGGCGAAAGAGUUUUCCAAGUUCUGGAGCGAGAAUUACCAGGGUCUCGGCGCCUUACACCUGGAAGCUGCCUUCCACCUCAGCUUGGCGAGGGGGCCAAGGGAGGUCGACGUGCUUGGCUCUCGCUUCUCCGGAGGUUUCUUGCACGAGUCGCUGUGUUGGCGGAUCUUAGAGGCAAGAAUACGUGUCCGCUUGGCUCGACGGCCGGAGGUGGUCAAGGAGCUCGAGGACAU